Messenger RNA from Hordeum vulgare subsp. vulgare (domesticated barley), 4720 nucleotides. Its product is annotated as protein Rf1, mitochondrial-like. The record is from RefSeq and is a predicted model, not a curated record. Gene Ontology annotation, molecular function: protein binding. The transcript has a single exon. The coding region runs from base 173 to 2668 and encodes 831 amino acids. Lineage: Eukaryota; Viridiplantae; Streptophyta; Magnoliopsida; Poales; Poaceae.
GUGCCCAUGUAGCGGCUCCACACGGCCUGUCCUGUGCGCGCACCUCCCCGCCGGCUCACGCGCCGGAGUGCCCCGCAUCCACCGCCGCCGCCCACCCUCCUCUUCCUCCUCUACCCAGCCGACGUCCGGCUUGCGCCCCCCGCAGCUCCCCCUCUUCAUCACGCUGGCGCUGAUGUCCAGCAUCCACCUCCGCCACUGCUCCACUAUGCCCAUGUCCCGCAUCUGCCUCCGCCGCCGCCUCUCCUCCUCCUCCUCCUUCUCCAACUGCACCUCUCCGCCCACACCAACCUGGUCUCCCCACGCCGCCUUCGCCGCGGCCACAGAGCGCGUACGAGCCGGGACGCUCAGCCCGCAAGACGCACACCACCUGUUCGACGUAUUGUUUCGGCAGGCCAAUCCGGUCCCCGAGCGCUCCCUUGAUGGAUUCCUUGCCGCACUCGGUCGUGCUACGUCCUCUGAAUCCUGCAGAGACGGCCCCGCCCUCGCCCUCGCCCUCUUCAACCGUGUCUGCCGAGAAGAAGACGGCCUACGGGUGGCGCCACCCACCAUCUUCACCUACGGCAUCCUCAUGAACUGCUGCUGCCGCGCACGUCGUCCGGACUUAGGGCUUGCCUUAUUUGGGCGCAUCCUAAGGACCGGCCUGAAGACGAACCAGAUCGCCGCCAACACCGUCAUCAAGUGCCUCUGCAGCGCACAACAUACCGACGAGGCUGUGAACAUGCUUCUUCAUAAGAUGUCCGACCUCGGCUGUGCGCCUGAUGACUUCUCAUACAACACAGUUCUAAAGAGCUUGUGUGAUGACGGCAGGAGCUUGCAGGCGUUCGACCUACUGCUCCAGAUGGUGUCAAAGGAAGGAGGUGCCUGCUCCCCUGACAUGGUGGCAUAUAGCACGGUCAUCCACGGCUUCCUUAAGGAAGGCAAAGUAGACAGGGCAUGCAAUCUAUUCAAUGAAAUGAUGCGGCAAGGGGUUGUGCCUGAUGUGGUGACGUAUGGCUCGAUUAUCGAUGCAUUGUGCAAAGUUGGAGCAAUGUACAAGGCAGACUUGUUCCUUCGGCAGAUGGUUGAUGACGGUGUUCGACCGGAUGAGGUGACAUAUACUAGCAUGAUCCAUGGAUAUUCCACUUUGGGCCGGUGGAAAGAGGUGCGUAAAAUGUUCAGAGAAAUGACAAGCCGUGGUCUUAUACCAGAUAUUGUCACUUGGAACUCGUUCAUGGACUCCCUUUGCAAGCAUGGAAGAACAAAAGAAGCUGCAGAAGUUUUUGUUUCCAUGGCUGCAAAGGGCAACAAGCCUAAUAUCGUCUCCUACACUAUUCUUCUUCAUGGGUAUGCCAAUGAAGGAAGCUUUGCUGAUAUGAUGAGUCUCUUCAAUUCAAUGAAAGGCGGCAGUAUUGUAGCCAACUGCAAAGUUUUCAACAUAUUAAUUGAUGCAUAUGCUAAACGAGGACUGAUAGAUGAAGCUAUGCUCAUACUUUCUGAAAUGCGGGGACAAGGACUGAGUCCAGAUGUAGUCACUUAUUCAACUCUAAUAUCUGCACUUUGGAGAAUGGGUAAGCUGACUGAUGCUAUGGAUAAGUUCAGUCAGAUGGUUAUUGGCACGGGAGUACAACCGGACACAGUUCUUUAUCACUCCCUAGUUCAGUUCUUAUGUACACAUGGUGAUUUGGCGAAAGCGAAGAAGUUGAUAUCUGAAAUGAUGAAUAAAGGUAUUGCUCGUCCAGACACUGCAUUCUUCAGUUCAAUAAUGGACAGCCUAUGCAAUGGAGGAAGGGUUAUAGAUGCACACCAUAUCUUUGACUUGGUUACAGAGAUAGGUGAGAAACCUGAUAUCAUUAUGUUUGGUACGCUGAUUGACGGAUAUUGCUUAGCCGGCGAGAUGGACAAAGCAUGCGGAGUACUUGAUGCCAUGGUAUCAGCUGGCAUUGAGCCUAAUGUCAUUACGUAUAGCACACUUGUCAGUAGAUAUUGUAAAAGUGGAAGGAUCGAUGAUGGGUUGAUUCUGUUCACAGAAAUGUUGCAUAAGAAAGUUAAACCUACAACUUUUACAUAUGAAACCAUACUGAAUGCAUUAUUUCGGGCUGGGAGAACUGCUGCUACAAAGAAAAUGUCCCAUGAGAUGAUCGAAAGUGGAAUAACGGUGAGCGUUUCUACAUAUAAUAUAAUUCUUGGAGGACUUUGUAGAAAUAAUUGCACGGACGAAGCGAUCGUCCUAUUCGAGAAAUUACGUGCAAUAAAUGUGAGGUUCAAUAUCACAACACUCAAUACCAUGAUUAAUGCAUUGUACAAGGUUGAAAGAAGAGAAGAAGCUAAUGAUUUGUUUGCUGCAUUACCAGCCAGCGGGUUGGUGCCUAAUGCUUCCACUUAUGGAGUAAUGGUACAAAAUCUUCUAAAAGAAGGAGAAGUGGAGGAAGCUGACAGUAUGUUCUCAUCAAUGGAGAAGAGUGGCUGUACUCCUAGCUCUCGGCUUAUAAAUGAUGUCAUCAGAACUUUAUUGGAAAAGGGGGAGAUAGUCAAGGCCGGAAAAUAUAUGUCUAAAGUUGAUGGGAAGAGCAUCUCACUUGAAGCUUCAACUAGUUCAUUGUUGUUGUCUCUCUUUUCAGGGAAUGGGAAAUAUCGGGAACAAAUACAAAAACUCCCUGCAAAGUACCAAUAUCUCGAUGGAAUCAGUUGAUGCGCUGGACUUGGCAGAUAAGCCUUGUCAUGGUUCGGAGCUCCCUCUCAACGAUGUGGGCAAGUGUCUCUUUUGUGCGCUCAAUAAUAUUGAGCUGGUUAACGGUGCCACCGUGGUGUUCUUGUCGGUGCUUAGCUGCUGGGUGUGCAUCCUAUGGGCAUUGUCCCUGAUCCGCAGGCCACCUCCACACAAUGGCUGUCUGGUACAUGACGCAUUUGCUAAUGUGAAAAGAUUACUAAUAUUUCGGAGCAUAUCACAGCAGAUGUCAUUCCUGAUUUAAUCAAGCUGAAUUAACAGUGUUUUCAUUUUUGGACAUGUAUGACCAUUGACAGCUCAAUGCUCUGUCUCUUUCUAAACUACAGUGAUAAAUUACCACAGGACCUCAAAGCUAUCUUAUAAAAAAUUAGAAUCAGCAUUGUAUCAGUUGAUUUUAUUGUUAAACAAUAUCUGUGACUUAUUCAAACAUGGCAACAAGGCCUAAUCUUGGGUUCAGUUCCUUUUUUUUUGAGCUUGAAUCAGUAAAUAUCUCGAUCAAAAAGUUCAUGGGUGAAACACAUUAUAAUUUAUUCUAUCAUGCUCAAACAUCUGUUUGUAAGUGCUUCAUGUUACUUUGCAUUUCCAGGGAUGCAUCUCACCACAAUCUGUCAGGGUCAGUACCUGAUUUUCUGAGCCCAGUGCAAUCAUGUACAUUUAUGUAUCAUGCGACAAUCCUCACCUGACUUUGUAUUUCCAAACUGUGCAGCACGGAACCUUUAAAUCAUUUAUUCGUCAAGAAAACAUCAGCUGAUCAAUCAGGACUGGUGGCUGACACCAAGGUUUGCACCCUUUUUUACAACAUCAUGGAUGCUUUGAUGGAGGCAAUGGAGGCAAUGGAUAAAUGCUUAGUUUUGGAUGGAAUUUGUUGUGUUGAUACGGUGUGCCAACCGACAUGGGUUGCACCUGAUUAUACCUUUAAGAUCUUAAAAAAUCGUAUCAUGCAAUCUCAAUUUUUUUUAGGAAUAAUUGCCAAAUUCUGUCCUGCUUACCUACUGCAAGAUUUUUAUGUUUGCUGACUUAACAUGUUUUUAGCUUAUACUAUGUGAUAACUGUACCUGGCCAUCUCUUUAUGACCAGAUCCAUCUCUUUAUUACCAGAUUAUUCAGGAACCAUGGGAAUACAUCUUAAAUCAUAAGAAUAAGAUAUUGCAAGAUACAGGGUAGCGGCUUCAUUAAAUUUCAUAUUUGCUCCCGAGCUCAAAUUCUGUGUUCCAUCGUUCAUUCGUUGCAUUUGACAAAGUGGUCGCCCAUUCCGGAGCCCAGGCUGCAUUCACGCGCCAUCGAGCGCAUUUUACAAGACAAUCAAACAAGUAUGGUGCGGUUUUUUUUCUGAGUAUCAUCUUUUCCCUCUGAGAGUAAGGCUGGUGUUCUUCUGAUCUUGUCAUCUCUUCCCCCUGUUUUUUUGGUUUCAUUUGAGUUGUAUUGUCCGUUGCCGCAUCCCUUUUAUGCUGAUAAAUCACGGUGGCUUAACCCAGUGUAUCCAUUUGGCAGCAUAUAUCCGUGUUUGACGGCCCUGCGGAGGGAGAGAAUCCGUUGCAGCUGCCAUCCUUCCUUUUAACUCCCUUUGCCAAUAACUAGUGAAAAGAAUUGUGGAAACAGUAACUUGCAUUGUUUGUUUAUUGCAGCAUUGGUCAAGAGUGCGAUCCUCAUCAGCAAGCCCAGUCUGUUCAGAAGGGCAAGCCUUGGAUUGUGUGCGUCGAGCUCAAGGAUUCGGCGAGACGAUGGGGGUCUGCCAAGGGGGAGCCGACUUGUGCUCUCGGCCACUCUCAACACAAGUCCCUGUGCUUGACCAAAGAUAAUUCGGCAAUGUCCAACACAAGCCCAUGUGCACCCUCUGUGGCCGGGAUCAGCCAACCCGACCGGAUAUUCAAGCCCCUUUGAAACAUCUCAUCUAUGUACUCAGUGAUCUAAACGAUGUUAUAUUUCUAUACAGAGGGAUAUCUUUAUAUUUGAAAAAAGUAUAAGCUGGCUAUUUACACUGGUAUCCAGCGCCAGGUUUUCCCCUUCUUUCGACUUC